Molecule: messenger RNA, 5159 nt
Organism: Colossoma macropomum (tambaqui)
Lineage: Eukaryota; Metazoa; Chordata; Actinopteri; Characiformes; Serrasalmidae
Gene: cdk19
Product: cyclin-dependent kinase 19
Exons: 13
Coding region: 133-1608 (491 amino acids)
Biological process (GO): protein phosphorylation
Cellular component (GO): cytosol; mediator complex; nucleus
Molecular function (GO): ATP binding; cyclin-dependent protein serine/threonine kinase activity; RNA polymerase II CTD heptapeptide repeat kinase activity
Source: RefSeq, a predicted model, not a curated record
CAUUAAGCGGAGCAGACCAAAAUCCCAAACAAGGAAAUGGUGGGGGAAUAAAGCGAUCAGAUUAUUUAAUUAAUGCACGUAAUAAUUAAUAUUUUAUUUUAUCGUAAAAUUAAGAAAUAUUAAUGGGUCGCGAUGGACUACGACUUCAAAACGAAGCUCGCCGCCGAGAGGGAGAGAGUGGAAGAUCUGUUCGAAUAUGAAGGUUGCAAAGUGGGUCGCGGCACCUACGGGCAUGUUUAUAAAGCCAAGCGCAAAGACGGGAAGGAUGAGAAGGAAUACGCUCUAAAGCAGAUUGAAGGCACUGGGAUCUCUAUGUCGGCCUGCCGGGAGAUCGCGUUGCUGAGGGAGCUGAAGCACCCGAACGUCAUCGCCCUGCAGAAAGUGUUUCUGUCCCACAGCGACCGCAAAGUGUGGCUUCUCUUUGACUACGCCGAACACGACCUAUGGCACAUAAUAAAGUUCCACCGGGCGUCCAAGGCCAAUAAGAAACCGAUGCAGCUGCCCAGAGGCAUGGUCAAGUCACUGCUCUACCAGAUCCUGGACGGCAUCCAUUACCUCCACGCCAACUGGGUCCUGCACCGAGACCUGAAACCUGCCAAUAUCCUGGUGAUGGGGGAGGGCCCAGAACGAGGGAGGGUCAAAAUCGCGGAUAUGGGUUUUGCACGCCUCUUUAAUUCUCCUCUGAAGCCCUUGGCUGAUCUGGACCCAGUGGUGGUCACCUUCUGGUAUCGGGCCCCUGAACUGCUGCUGGGAGCGCGACACUACACCAAAGCAAUCGACAUUUGGGCGAUAGGCUGUAUCUUCGCGGAGCUGCUGACGUCAGAGCCGAUAUUUCACUGCCGUCAGGAGGACAUCAAAACCAGCAACCCCUUCCACCACGACCAGCUCGAUCGCAUCUUCAGCGUCAUGGGCUUCCCUGCAGAUAAAGACUGGGAGGACAUCCGGAAAAUGCCUGAAUAUCCAACCCUACAGAAAGACUUCAGGAGAACAACGUAUGCUAACAGCAGCCUCAUCAAGUACAUGGAAAAGCAUAAAGUAAAACCAGACAGCAAAGUCUUUCUGUUGCUCCAGAAACUUCUUACCAUGGAUCCCACCAAAAGAAUCACAUCUGAACAAGCACUGCAAGACCCCUAUUUCCUGGAGGAGCCCCUACCCACGUCCGAUGUCUUUGCAGGAUGUCAGAUCCCGUACCCUAAACGCGAGUUCCUCAACGAGGACGAACCUGAGGAGAAGACGGAGAAGAACCAGACGCAGCAGCACCAGCAGACGGCUGCGCAGACGCAGGCUCAGACGCAGACGCAAACGCAGCAGGCUCAGUCACAGCAAAGCUCCGCUCAGACAAAUGGCACGUCAGGGGCCGCAGGGGCCAACACAGGGCCCUCCAUCCAGCACGGCCAGGACCAGGGGCCUCCAAACAAGAAGCCCCGCAUCGGACCCUCAGGGGCCACCUCAGGAACAAAUGUCCUGCAGUCAGACUACCAGCACUCCAGCUCGCGCCUUGGCUACCAAAGCAACGUCCAGGGCUCCACCCAGUCGCAGAGCACUAUGGGAUAUUCAUCUUCAUCUCAGCAGAGCUCACAGUACUCUCAUCAGCCUCACCGCUACUGAGGCGCAGACGCACGUACAGAUUCACGAGCACAUGCACGCAGGUCUCGCUGCCAUUCCUCCUGCACUCAUUUAGCGAGGCCUGAUUAUGAGCCUUCCUCCUGUGACAUCAUCCCUCUCCCUCCUUAUCCUCAUUUCCUUUUUCUUUUCCAAGUCUUAAACCUUCAACCCAAGAUCUGCAGUACCAGUCAAAAGAAGCUGCUUGUGAAGAGUUUUAUUUAUUUUAGAAUGGAAGUGAAAACAUUUCAACUAUGAAUUUACAUAUGGAAUUGUAGAGUGACCAAAAAGUGUUAAUCUGUUUUAAUGUCCUUCAUAGUAUCCAGCCUUUGCCUUUGGCAGUUUGUCAAGCGGCCGCAUGAGGAGCCACCUGAGAUGCUUUUCCAACAGACUUGAUAAAGAUAAUUCGUUAAUUAUAAAAAAAAACCUCGACAAAACCUCGUAUCUCCAAAGUGGUAACUUCAGGGGAAAGAAAAACUUUCUUAUCUUUGGAAGAUUUUUUUUUUUCAAGUAUUUUUCAAGCAUUUCGAUUGCUCCUUUCAUAAUAAAUGGUUAACACUUUUGUAAAGGGCAGCUGGUGUUUUCAAAUUCUGUCAAAUUCUGUAGGAAAAUAUAAAAUGACAAAAAAAUGGAGAUACAAGGUUUUGUUUCUCAAGUGUCUCCAAACUUUUGACUGGUACCGUAUGUGCUGUAUCCUGCUAACCUCACCAAAACAAGCAGCAUCAACAGUAGCCAUAGCCCCCUGCACCACCCUCAUGGUCCUAGAGUGGUGGGAUAUUAAGCUCCGCCCCUCUAUUAGCUGCGUCCUCAGUGUCCACCAUCAGCGUCUGCUGGAGCAGUGCUCUCUGAUCCCUGUCCAGUUCUGUUUUCCAUGCUCCAACACACCUCCGCUCAUGAAGGCCUGGCCAAUCAGCUGGGUAGUGGGUUCAUGCUUUACCUUUUAAGAAUGUGAAUGGAAUUCAUUACAUUGUAAUGUGACUAAUUAUGCAAUUAUGUAAUUAUAUUAAUAGCAAUUGCAUAUAGUAUAGUAUAGUACGGGGCAAAGCCUUUGAUAAUGCAAAUUUCUGCUGGCGCCUCUAUGAGAAUUGCAAUUGCGUGUUAACGUUAAGGCUGUGUAUUCACUUUCCUUCUGGUUUUAAUGCUUCUUAUAAGCAGCUCUAUCUGCUUUUGAAAGCUGGAAAAUGGGGAAAAUGUUUAUUCCAUUAUGUAUUUGGGUAUGUUUGAGGUUUACAGCCUCAAACAUAGCAAGGCUGCACCAAUAUUGGCAGUCGUGUGUUCUGUUCGUAUUCAGCACUAAUUGAAAUGAGCUGUCUGGUUGUGAGUUAUCCACUCUGAUAUAUAGCCAAACAUGUUUACAGUCAUUCUAUAGCAAAGCAGAAGAACUGUUCUAAAUUAUCAUGGUGGAUGACCAGUUCUGAACCGGACGUAGUAGGAACAGAAGCUUGAACCCACACCAGCCAUUUUAUGGAUAAUGUUUGGGAAAUUUUGCACUAGUCCAUUGGCACUAAAACAUGAUUCUUAAUGUGUUUGUUUGUCCUGCUUUUUGGACAGGACUUUGUUAGUGAAAGCAGGUGAUGUUGGAGAAGCUACAGCUCCAGAUAGAACCGAGCACUGCUUCAGUAGAGCUUCUUUACACAAGCAAAUCCACAAAGUUAGCAUUAGCAUUAGCAUCUACACCCCCCCCUUCACUGCCCUUAAAGAGCUAGACUGGCAGAAGCUGAAGUCUACCGGUAGCACUGAGACCAGCACCCUCCAGAACUCUGCAACCCUCGGAGAUCCGGAGAUAGGAGGACUAAACUCUCUGAUCAGAAUCAACACCAGCCUGACCCACGGUCCAGCCAUGAGAACCCAGAAAUCUCAGUGUCCGGACAGAACAGGCCCUCGAGACCCUCGGUGUGGAACCGGCCUGCCAGCGGCAGCUCUAAUCCUGCAGUGACCAGCCACACCUGCAAUAUGGAGGCUAAAACACAUAGGAACCAAAUAGCCACCCCCUCUUCUUGUCUCUCUUUCUAUCUCUCUUUCUGUCUAUGUCAUUCAAAGGUUUCGGGACACCUAGGUGCUUUUAGCAUGGGUGAGAAUGCGGUUUGUUGGUUUGCAGUAAAAGCAGCACUUCAGUACCGAAAAUGAAACCUUCAAUCUAAAAGUAGGCCAAACUACUCAAGCGCUCUACCACCCGGAAGUAAAGCACAGCUAACAACACGACUUCAUGCAAUCUGUGUGAAAUUUCAGGCUAGAUUUCUACAAGAUCUUAUUGAAGACAUUCUUUUUUAUCCAAUCUAGCAUUUUCAGCCCAAUACCUGUAUGUGGUUUCGGGCCAGUGCUAGCUUUUUUUGCAAUAACUUAACAUAUUGAACUGGUAGAUGCUUCAGUCUUGCUCAUUUUCCUUUGCAAAACUUACAAAACAAUGAAGGAACAGCUGAUAAAAGCCCUACCACUGGGAAUAAAGCCAAAAUCUACCCUGUCCUAUGAUCAGCAGUCUUUGGGCCAAAAGAGGUUCUUUUUACAAAGAGGUGCUUUUAAUGUCAUUUUAAAACGCAACAUUUUUCUUCAUACUACCUGAAGCUGAGUCUCGAAGCAAAAUACCUAAAGGAUUGGAUCCUUUUUUAUAUGCUAACAAAAACUUUUCCUAACUUGUUUGAAAGUCAAAAUGGGCUGGUUUCAGUGGAAGGAAAGGUGUCCCCAAACCUUUGACUGUCUGUCUUUCGAUCUUUUUUCUGUCAGACUGGAGGUAAACCCGUGCAUGUCCGACAUGCGCAUUACAGAGAAGCACUUAGCAAGUGUAAUGACCGCCGGCUGGACUCUACCAGAGCGGGACGCAGCUGUUUUUUUUCUUCGAGCACGUGCAGAGCGCCUUUUGCAACUUUUCAACUACGGACUUCGGAGGCUUUGACCUUUUCUCAUUUUUUUUUUCUUCGCCCUUUUGUAAAUAUUGAAUUCUCAGAUGAGGACACCGCAGAGGAAACCCUUUACUUUUAUGAUUCAGACUCUGGACAUUCAUUUCAUCGACGACCGACAAUGACGAACAGCAAAUAUCAGCGUUUGUCAGAAAAUGAAGAAAAGAAAAAGACAAAAAAAAAGCAUUUUAUUGUUCGCCGAAGAGGAACAGCUUUUGGGCCGUGACGUUGAGAGUGUCGACCCUGUUUGUAUGUGAGUGAGCGACUGUGAGUGUGUGUGUGUGUGUGUGUUUGUUACCUUGUCUGGGGCAGCUAGCAGGUAAACUGCUCCAGUGACUGUUACCUCCUUAGUCUUGUUUGAUAUUUUAUAAGUUUGUUAUUUUUUUAUUGUUGCUUUUGAAGAACAUAUAUGUUUGUUUGUUCACUUUUUUUUUUUUUCAUUUCUUGCGGCUCACUGUGUGGACGCGCGGUAAUAGCAGAGUUUCACAAGCGCUGAAUCAAACUAGGGGGCCGAAUGGGCUCUGUAAUAUGGAAGAACUGUCAGCCGGUGGCCCUCUUGGGGCAGGGCAGCUUUGAAGAUGCAGUUUAACUUCAUUCCAGGCCCUGUUUUUCUCAUAACCAAAAUCUGCGGUAAGAAGAAGCAUGAAAUGGGAGGAUGGAAGU